Paramecium pentaurelia is the source of this 1636-nucleotide messenger RNA. Lineage: Eukaryota; Ciliophora; Oligohymenophorea; Peniculida; Parameciidae. The record is from the annotation of a GenBank genome assembly.
AUGAAAGAUUAUACAAUUGAUAGAUAAGAAACAUCAGAAGUCCCUGACAAUGUUCCGUUUCGUAUUGCAUUCUAAAUUUAUCUGCUUUUACUUAAUAUUACAUUAAUGGUAUUAUCAAUCAUAAGUUAUUGCCAAAUUAUAGAUGUUUAAGAUUACUUAUAUAAUAUUAAUCAUAAUUGGAGUUUAUAACCAUUUAAAUCUAUUAGAUAUACAGAAGGUGACUGUGUAUAAAAUGUAAAUAUUCAAAAUAUCACAGGAAGAAAUUAUUAAUCAUUACAUAUGGCCUGGUAUAGAAUAAGGUUGCGAUUGCAGAUACAACGAAUAAUAUAUUGAACCUAGAAGAAUUUUAUAUACUCGUAAAGACAAAUUGUUGGAAUAAGAGUGCAAUAGUAGUAUGAGAGCUGCAGGAUGUUAAGAUAUUGUUGAAAUGAGUUCUAGAGAUUUUAUAAGAUUACCUGUUGAUUUUGGUAAUAAAUCAUUAAGAAUAUGUGGUUUAAGAGAAGUAGGAAAUAAUAGUUUUGCUUUGAAUUCACCUAAAGUAAAUGAAUGUAAAGAAAAUGAAUUAAAAUGUGGAACAAAUUCAGAUUAUUUUUAUUGUACUUAAGAAAAAGAAUGUCCUAUAUUUUAAAUGAAGAAUAAUUCUAAUUUUGAUAGUGAAAGCUAAGAUUACUUUUAAACUUUCAGAUAAAAUGAUAAUUUAUUACCUUUAGUUGAAUUUAAAAUUGCAUAAGGAAAUGGUGUUUGUAGAAAGAUAAAUGAAAGAAGUAUUACAUCAGGAAGAUCUAAUUAUGAAUUAAUAUCAGAUCCUGGAUAUGAUUGUGAAAGAGAUCCAAGAUUUUAAUUAAUUUAUUUAUUUGAUGAAUUCAAUUUCUUUUAGGCAAAUAAGGCUUUAGAUAUUGCUAAAAAAGCGCCAGGUUAUCAUAUAUCAAGUUUAUAUCAAUGGGGUCUAUAUGGUAGAAAUUAUAUAAAUUUUACUUUAAGUUGUAGAAAAUAUUAAAAAGAAUUUAUGGAUUCUGUAGAAUAUUUAGAAAAUAUUGAAAGUUAAUAAUUGAUUUUAAUGAUCAUAUCAAUAAUAUGUGUAACUGUCUUCAUUUUAAUGCUUAUUUUAAAUUGUUUAACAAUUUUUGGACUUGAUUUACCUUUUAUAAGUGGAAAAGGAACACAAGAAUCUAAUAAAUUGUUUUUUAUUUAGUUUACUUUAAAAGAAUUAACUUAAAUAGCUAAUGCAAUAAUAAUUAUUAUUAAUUUCGAUUCACUUUAAGGGAGGAUUAAUUUCUUCAAAAAGUUAAUUGAUCAAAAUUGUUCUGAUAAAUUUACAUUAGUAAUACUAAUAUUAAUAUUUAGGAUGAAUUUUAAAUGAUUUUAGAUGUUUUAAAAACAUCAAUAUAUACCUUUAAUUUUGUAUAUAUUAUACUAUUUUUUAUUGGAGUUUUUAUUGAUAUUUUAGUGGGAAUCUUUCUUGCUUAUUAAAAUUAUAAGAAGAGAAAAGGAUAAAACUAAUAGCAAGAUAAAUAUAAAGAUAUUUCUACUCAAAAUAAUAAUGAAAUAAAAUAAAGUAAAUAUUUUUGUAAUCUAAUUAGAUAAAAAACAUAAAGAAUAACCUUUAAAUAAUGAAGAUCCUUUUCAUUCAAGUUGA